AACCACCACGCGUUCAGACCGUUUCAAAAUGCCGAAAUGGCAAAUUCCAGCGUACACAGAGAGAGAAGGGACACAAUGAGGUCUUAAGUUUAGGGAGAGGGGAGAGACAAGGAGUUUUAAUUUUAGUGUAAUCAAUGGGCUUCCGAUUCGAACGGAUCAGUGAAUUAUGCCAGAGAAUGAGAAUGGCUCGAAUGUUUCUUUGUUGUUAAAAGAGAGAGGGAGAACGGUUCAGUGAAUUCUGCCAGCUUGGAUGUUUCUUUGUUGUUAAAAGAGAGAGGGAGAGAGUUCUAGGGUUUUUAUUUAGCGGGGAUUAUGGAUGGGGCUCAGGCUCCUGGUACCAAUGCCCCUGCACCUUUCCUCUCAAAGACUUAUGAUAUGGUGGAUGAUUCAACAACAGAUUCAAUAGUGUCAUGGAGUUCAUCAAAUAACAGUUUCAUCGUAUGGAGCCCUCCUGAAUUUGCCAGAGAUUUGCUCCCCAAAUACUUCAAGCACAAUAAUUUCUCCAGUUUCGUUCGCCAACUUAACACUUAUGGCUUUCGAAAAAUAGAUCCUGACCAGUGGGAAUUUGGAAACGAGGAAUUCAUUAGAGGACAGCGUCAUUUGCUAAAGAACAUCCACAGACGUAAGCCAAUACACAGCCAUUCACAGCAUCACCACCAAGCACAAGGGAAUUCUUCAGGGGCACCAUCCGAACCUGGGAAACAGGAACUAGAGGAUACAAUUGAGAGACUCAAACGUGAGAAAACUGGGAUCUUGGCUGACCUACAAAGGCGCAUGCAGCAACGGCAUGGGAUGGAAUCACAGGUGCAAGAUUUAGAGGACCGUUUGCAUCGAAUGGAGAACCGUCAAAAGCAAAUGAUUGCUCUCUUGAGCCAGCGAGUGCAAAAGCCUGGAUUUUCCUCUUACAUAGGAGAGCAGAUUGAGUCCCAUAAGUUCAUCUCCUCGGCUAACAAAAAGAGAAGAUUGCCCAAACCGGAUUCUACUUAUGCACGGGUAGAUAUUCAAGAUGGUCGCUUGAUUGCUUUCCAAUCUGCAAGGGAUAACUCUGAUGGAGUUUCAACACAAUUAAUUAACAUUGAGCCUUUUGAAAAAAUGGAAUCCUCUUUAGAUUCAUGGGAGAGUUUCUUCUGUGAUGUGGGCCAUGCUUGUGGAGAGGAAAUGGAUAUCGGUUCCAUCACCAAUCGCCCAUCCACUGUAAUUUUGACCGAAUUGCAUGCAACAUCGGAAGAGCAAGGAGUGCUUCCCGGGCCUGAAUCACCUAAGCAAAAUGCCUCAUCUCUUAGAUUAAUUGAUCUCCAUUCUUCUCCAGAAUUGGCAGAGUCUACUAAUCAUGUGGAAAGCCCAGAUCCAGGGCCUCCUCGUUUUGAAUAUCAGGAAUUAGCUAACCAUGCUAUAAGAGUUGGGAAUUCUGAAGCCAUUCCAGACUCUCAGAUUAAGGGUUGUGGGAUCGAUGUGAACUCUGAGCCGGCCUCCGUCGAGGUUCAUUCUUCUAAUCAAAGGGUAGUGGGUACGGUGACUAGUAGUGCAGUACAAACUGGGGUAAAUGAUGUAUUUUGGGAGCAGUUUCUUACAGAGACUCCAGGUUCAACUGAUACACAGGAGGUCCAAUCGGCUAUGAGAGAUGGUGCCUACCGUAAAUUGGAGAGCAAACAGGGAGAAAUUGGGGGCUUCUGGUGGAGCAAGAAGAAUGUGGAUCACCUUACUGAGCAGAUGGGGCAGCUCACCCCUGCUGAGAGAACCUAAUGAUGGAUGAUGCUCAGGUACUAUGAUUAAUCAUUAAGUUAAUUAUGUAACAAUUAGUUAGACUCAUGAGAAAUGUUGUUUGAUGUUUCUUUUUUGACUCAUGGGACGGCUCUUUUCACGUACAAUACAACCUAUCAGUGAGCUCUUAGUGCGUAA
Amborella trichopoda is the source of this 1899-nucleotide messenger RNA. Its product is annotated as heat stress transcription factor A-4c. The record is from RefSeq and is a predicted model, not a curated record. NCBI's taxonomy places the organism in Eukaryota, Viridiplantae, Streptophyta, Magnoliopsida, Amborellales, Amborellaceae. Gene Ontology annotation, biological process: cellular response to heat; regulation of transcription by RNA polymerase II. Gene Ontology annotation, molecular function: DNA-binding transcription factor activity; RNA polymerase II cis-regulatory region sequence-specific DNA binding. Gene Ontology annotation, cellular component: nucleus.